Messenger RNA from Porites evermanni, 362 nucleotides. NCBI's taxonomy places the organism in Eukaryota, Metazoa, Cnidaria, Anthozoa, Scleractinia, Poritidae. The record is from the annotation of a GenBank genome assembly.
AUGUACCAAAGAGAGCAUCCAAACGACGGAUAUAAUGCCCUUCGUCUUUAUUUGGAGAAGCUAAAUCCUGAAUGCAGCGCUUUCUUUCAAUACCCGAAGCGUUCUUGGAAGAGACCACAAGAAGGAGUGUGGUUUGAGAAUCGAUGCCUUGGGGUGGAUAAGCUCUGAGAUAUGAUGAAGAUUCUCAGCAAAGCGGCCAACCUGUCAAAGAUAUACACUAACCACAGUGUAAGGGCAACAGCGAUUACACUGUGGUCAGAUCUGGCCACAGGAAUGAAAACUCCCUCCGCACUUACAACACACGUCCUUCGUCCCAGCUGCUCCAGUUGUGCAGCAACAUGCUGUCCACUGCUCUCAAUUCA